AUAAGUUGCGUAUAUAUAUAAUACCAAAUACAGUUCAAGAAACAGACCACAUAAUUCAGACAAUGAAGCAUCAAAACAAACAACAUUUCAGUCACCACCACAUCCUCAUCCCCCUUGAACCCGACCAAGGCGAGCAAAUCUCAUGCAAAGUCUGCGAGGGCCAGAUCUCCGAGCCAUUCCAUGGCUGCCUUUCAUGCCACUUCUACCUGCACGACCGCUGCACCGAUGCCCCCCGCUCGCUCGACCACCCCUCUCAUCCCGCCCAUCCCCUUACCCUCCUCCCAACCCCAACAUAUCCCACCAGAUCAUUUAUGUGCAACGCAUGUGCGCUUCAUGGCAAAGCCUACAGCUUUAGUUGCGCGUGCUGUGAAUUUGAUCUUCACGUGCAGUGCGCACUCAUGCCCAGUACCAUACUUGUGGAGAACCACCCUCAUGAACUCCAGCUGAUUUUUGAUUCCCCCUGCCAGGACGAAAACACGGAAUUCGAAUGCAAUAUAUGUAAGGAAAUUGUGCAUAAGGAUCAAUGGUUAUUCUAUUGUGGAGCUUGCGAUUUUGGGGGGCACUUAGGCUGCACGACAGACCUCAAGGGGCGUCCCAGGAAAGAUUCAAGAGAAGGUGAAGAAGAUGAAGCGGGACAAGAAGAUGAAGAAGCAAAAGAUCCAAGGCAAGAAUCGGAAAGGAGGAUUUUUGAGGCUGAGAGGAAACUGAGAGAACAAAGGAAUGCUCAUAUGCUGAUGCUUCAGGCACUGGAUAAUGCUGCUGACUAUGUUGGUCCAUCCUACAGUAGAAAAUACUAUUACUACUAAAGGCUGGUCCUCAUCAUGAGCAAAUUUCACCAGUAUGAAGGGAUUCAAAAGCUGUGAUUCUAUGUUUUUCUUUCUAGUUUUUAAUUUCGUGUUGUAAGUUCUGGUGUGUUGUAUUGGGAAUAAGUCCGACUGGUGCAGAUAUGCAACCUACGCAAAUUUCUUACCAAAAUCAAGUUUAGUCGAACUAAACCAAUACACUUAUUAUGUUAAGUGAUUGCUUACUAAUCAUAUAAUUAGUUCAAGUUCGAUCAUAA
Sesamum indicum (sesame) is the source of this 1060-nucleotide messenger RNA. RefSeq lists its product as uncharacterized. Lineage: Eukaryota; Viridiplantae; Streptophyta; Magnoliopsida; Lamiales; Pedaliaceae. The record is from RefSeq and is a predicted model, not a curated record.